Messenger RNA from Otolemur garnettii (small-eared galago), 2839 nucleotides. RefSeq names its product nucleolar protein with MIF4G domain 1 (gene NOM1). Gene Ontology annotation, cellular component: nucleolus. The transcript is spliced from 11 exons. The coding region runs from base 1 to 2532 and encodes 843 amino acids. Gene Ontology annotation, biological process: ribosomal small subunit biogenesis. Lineage: Eukaryota; Metazoa; Chordata; Mammalia; Primates; Galagidae. The record is from RefSeq and is a predicted model, not a curated record. Gene Ontology annotation, molecular function: RNA binding; protein binding.
AUGGCGGCGUGCAGGAACGUGGGAGCUGCUGGCCCCAGCGGCGGGGCACGCCGGGUCCGCUUGAAGCGCAGAGGCGGGCGUGGGCCGCACCGUGGUUUAGGGGGCGGCGGGGGCGGUGCCCUGAAGCGGCUCAAGCUGGCAGUGGAACAGUUUGUGCAGGCGACUUCGGAGGGCGAGGGACGCGGUGCUCCGGUGCGCUUCCGCCCGGGCAGGGGGAAAAGCCGCAAGGAGCUGAGAAAGGAGAAGCGGCACCUGAGGAAAGCGCGCCGGCUGCAGAGGACGGGAGGCUGCCCCGGAGCCGAAGGAGCGAGCGGUCCCCGGGGGGACAAGGAGGAGGAGAGUGCCUGCCCAGCCCCCAGCCGGGACCCCCGGCCUCCCCGGGAGCCGCGAGCGCCCCGCGCCGGGGCCAAAACUACCCCCGGGAAGACCAGACUCUCCGCGGCGGCCGCCGCCGCUGCCCGAAAGCGGGCGCUUCUAGCGGCCAACGAGGAGGAGGACCGGGAGAUACGAAAGCUGGAGCGUUGCCUCGGCUUGAACAAGCGCAAAAAGAAGGGCGACGGUAGCUCUGUGCCGCUCAGCUUUGCACGCGAUGGGCUAGACUAUAUUUUGGGAGCCCUGGAGUCUGGGAAGAAUAGUGGUUUGUACGAAAGCAGUGGCGGCGAGGAGGAGGAGGAUGCCGCACAGACGCUCCCCGAAAGCGAUUCAGAGAGUGACUCCCAGGAUGAAAGUGAGGAGGAGGAGGAGGACGUAGGGAACGAAAAGAGAGGGCCAGGAGAAGAGGGAGCUCAGAGCGAGGUGGACGACGAAGAUGUAUCGCAGGAAAAAGAGGAGGGAGCGGAAGGGGCAGCGCAGGAGAAAAAAAGAAAAGGAACAGUCCGUUUUGCAGAAGAUGAAGAGAAGAGUGAAAGUUCUGAGAUUGGUGAGAUAACAAACCAGAGUCUUUGUAAAAGUGGCGAAAAGUACAUCCCACCUCAUGUGAGGUGCGCUGGGGAGACAGUGGACGCCCAGAAAAAGGAAGAACUAGAAAGGCUAAAGAAACAUGUGAAAGGUCUAGUUAACAGGUUGAGUGAGCCAAACAUGGCGUCCAUAAGUGGACAGCUGGAAGAGCUAUACAUGGCCCACAGCAGGAAGGACAUGAACGACACCCUGACUGCAACGCUUUUGGAUGCCUGCGUCACUGCCUCGGCCAUGCCCAGCCGGCUGAUGAUGGAGCAUGUUCUCUUAGUCAGUAUCCUUCACCACACUGUUGGCAUCGAGGUUGGUGCUCACUUCCUGGAGGCUGUGGUGAGGGGCUUUGAUGACGUCUAUAAAAGCAGCAGUGAAGGGAAGGAACCUGACAACCUUCUUACCAUCGUUGCCCAUUUAUACAACUUCCACGUGGUACAGUCUCUCCUGAUCUUUGACAUUUUGAAAAAACUUGUUGGAACUUUUACAGAAAAGGAUAUUGAACUGAUCUUGCUGAUGCUAAAAAACGUGGGCUUUUCACUGAGAAGAGAUGAUGCCUUGUCACUUAAGGAACUGAUCACUGAGGCCCAGACCAAAGCCAGUGGGGCCAGCGGCCAGUGUCAGGACCAGACCAGGGUUCGGUUUAUGCUGGAGACGAUGUUGGCGCUGAAGAACAAUGACAUGCGCAAAAUCCCGGGCUACGACCCGGAGCCUGUGGAGAGGCUGCGGAAGCUGCAGAGAACGCUGGUACGCAACUCCGGCUCAGGUUCUGAGACCCAGCUUCGUGUCUCCUGGGACAACAUCUUGAAUGCUGAACAGACGGGUCGCUGGUGGAUCGUGGGGUCCGCCUGGAGUGGGGCCCCGAUGAUUGACAGCAGUCAUCGUAUGCACCUGCCGAGGCAGCCUUCAGGGAUGGUUAGCUCAAAGAUCCUAGAACUUGCCCGAAAGCAAAGGAUGAACACCGACAUCAGGAGAAACAUAUUUUGUACGAUAAUGACAAGUGAAGAUUGUUUGGAUGCCUUUGAAAAGCUUCUAAAACUUGGACUUAAGGAUCAGCAGGAGAGAGAAAUAGCUCACGUUAUCAUGGAUUGCUGCUUUCAGGAGAAAACUUACAACCCCUUCUAUGCAUACCUGGCUAGCAAGUUUUGUGGCUAUGAAAGGAGGUUUCAGAUGACUUUCCAGUUCACCAUAUGGGACAAAUUUCGAGACUUAGAAAAUUUGCCAGCCACUAAUUUCUCUAAUUUCGUUCAUCUUGUGGGCCACUUAUUAAAGACAAAAUCGCUUCCACUUUCCAUCUUGAAGGUAGUUGAAUUCAGUGAAUUGGACAAACCUAGAGUCCACUUUUUACGAAAAGUAUUAAGUAUACUAUUAAUGGAAACAGAAGUUGAAGACCUUGGUUUAAUUUUUGCAAGAGUAUCUGACAACCCAAAGCUGGGGGUGCUGCGGGAAGGUUUGAAGCUCUUCAUCAGCCACUUCCUGCUGAAGAAUGCACAGGCCCACAGAAGUGCCCAUGAGGCCAGCAUGCUGAGGGAGCGGGCUGAGGUCGUGACAAAGGCUCUGCAGGGAAAAGCAUCCUUGAGGAUGUAGGCAGGGAAAGGAGGGGACAGUGGUCCUUUGAGGGUAAAAUGCCCUUAUUAACUCAGAGCUCUAUGGUGUUGUCUCUGUAUAAAGUGUGGUGGGGCUGUGCCACUGUUGCUUGAAAAUGCUAUAUUUUGAGAUAAUUUUUUGAUCCAAGGUUAUAUUGUUUGGAUGUUGAAUCAUCUUCAAAUAAUUAUAUGUACAUUGUGGGUGGAAGAGAAGGAGGCAGAUGCCCUGGGCGGAGUGUUCUGUAAGCUUUGAUGCUGGUUGUUUUUUUAUUUUAUUUUUUCAUUUUUUGAGACAGAGUUUCACUAGG